This is a messenger RNA of Macrobrachium nipponense, 588 nucleotides long. Its product is annotated as KRAB-A domain-containing protein 2-like. Lineage: Eukaryota; Metazoa; Arthropoda; Malacostraca; Decapoda; Palaemonidae. The record is from RefSeq and is a predicted model, not a curated record. The coding region runs from base 1 to 588 and encodes 195 amino acids. The transcript is spliced from 2 exons.
AUGGAAAGUAAGAAAAGUCUUUUCCAAACAAAACUUCUAGAGUCUGAAGAAAACAAAGCUACAAAUAGUUCAAGUUUAUUUCCCCAGGAAGAAUAUGAACGAGUAAUUAGUCGCCUGAAUGAACUUAAACAAUCUAAUCCUACGAAGACUAAGCAGGAUUAUCGUUUGUUACAAAAAUAUGAAAUACUGGAGGUCACAAUUGAGGGUACCACCGUGCAAAAGUUGCAGAAGAAAGGAACUCAGCUGCGAUUCGUUUGUGCUGAAUAUGUGUUUGAUGUACUUCUAGCUAUUCGUCGCAUAAUUGGCCACGGAGGAAGAACUAGUAUGUGUAAGGCAACCAAAGAAAAAUAUGCAAACAUUUCACGUGAUCAGAUAACGCUGUUCUUGCAGUAUUGUGAGGAAUGUCAGCUAAAGAAAAGUAGUGUGCGGAAGUGUGUGGUUGUCAAGCCAAUCGUCUCGAACAGCAUGAAUUCUCGAGCACAGGUUGACUUGAUUGAUAUGCAGUCAACCAGAUGGGAAGUACCGUUUCAUUUUCAAUUACCAGGAUCACUUGACCAAGAUGAUAUGCCUUCGAGCCUUACAGACUAA